This is a messenger RNA of Lethenteron reissneri (Far Eastern brook lamprey), 3114 nucleotides long. RefSeq names its product potassium voltage-gated channel subfamily S member 2-like. NCBI's taxonomy places the organism in Eukaryota, Metazoa, Chordata, Hyperoartia, Petromyzontiformes, Petromyzontidae. Gene Ontology annotation, molecular function: delayed rectifier potassium channel activity. The record is from RefSeq and is a predicted model, not a curated record. Gene Ontology annotation, cellular component: membrane; voltage-gated potassium channel complex. Gene Ontology annotation, biological process: potassium ion transmembrane transport; action potential; protein homooligomerization.
CGCACCACGAGCAUUACCCCCCCCACACACACUGCUCCACCAUCACCAACUACGACUCCUACUCCUCUCUCCCAACAGAGACAGAGAGAGAUCGAGAGAGGAGCACAACCCGGGACGAAGUCCUUCCCCACAACCUCAAACCACCCCCUCCCCCGCCACAUCUGGCGUGCGGUCGCCACAUCGUCACAAUGGGUGACGCGGAGCCCACUCCGUUGCCAACCGCGGGGGUCGCCACCGCCACCUCCAUCGCCUCCUUCGGCAGCUCCGGCAGCUCCGGCUCGGGGGGGGCAGGAUCGUCGGCGCCGCUGCACGUCAACGUGGGGGGUCUCCGGGAGCGCCUGGCACGCGGGAGCGCCCGCCGGUUCCCGCACUCGCGCCUGGGCAAGCUGGCACGCUGCGAGAGCCACGAGCAGGCGCUGCGCCUCUGCGACGACUACUGCGACGCCGCCGGCGAGUUCUACUUCGACCGCAACCCGGCGGCAUUCCGCGGCGUCCUCAACCUGUACCGCACGGGACGCCUGCACCUCAUCGAGGAGCUGUGCGUCUUCUCCUUCAGCCAGGAGCUCGAGUACUGGGGCGUGCAGGACUACUACAUGGGCUCCUGCUGCAGCUACAAGUACCACGAGCGCAAGGAGAACUGCGGGGACAGCGGGGAGUUCGACGAGGAUGACGACGACGAGGAGGGAUUCACUCACGAUGACGAUGACGACGGCGGCGGAAGUGGCGGCAGCGAUGACGGCGGUGGCGGUGGUGGCGCCGGGGGGGAGAGGGCCCCACCCAAGGGCUCCCCCGAGGAGGAGAUGGCAUCCGUGGAGAGGGACAUGGAGGAGUUCACGCGCAAGUGCUGCGGCCAGCGGAGGCGCCUGCUGUGGCUGACCCUGGAGAACCCGGACUUCUCAGCCUUCGCUCGCGUCAUCGCCGCCGUCUCCGUGCUUGCCGUGCUCACGUCCGUCGCGGCCAUGUGCGUCAACAGCAUGCCCGAGUUCCAGGCGGCCGCGCGCCGGCGCGGCGCCGUCAGCGCCGGUGGCGCCACGGCGGCCGAGGAGCCCGAGGAGGAGAGGGGCGCGCUGGCGCAGGUGGAGCGCGUGUGCAUCGCGUGGUUCACCGCCGAGCUGGUGCUGCGGAUGGCGGCGGCGCCGCGGCUCGACCGCUUUGUGCGCGAGCCCCUGAACGUCAUCGACGCCGUCUCCGUGUUGCCCUACUACGCCACCGAGGCGGUGCGCGCGCUGCUCUCGAGCGGCGUGCGCGUGCGCGACGUGGGGCGAGUCACGCAGUCGCUCAGGCUGUUGCGCGUCUUCCGCAUCCUCAAGCUGGCGCGCCACUCGGCGGGCCUGCGCUCGCUGGGCGAGACACUGGCGCACAGCCACAGCGACAUCGGCGUGCUGCUCCUCUUCCUCGUCACGGGCAUCCUCAUCUUCGCCUCGCUCGCCUACUACCUGGAGCGCGACGACGGCGAGAACAUGGGCACCAUCCCUCUCUGCUACUGGUGGGCGACCAUCAGCAUGACCACGGUGGGCUACGGCGACGCGGUGCCCACGACGCCCGCCGGCAAGGCGGUGAGCGUCUGCUGUGUCCUCUGCGGCAUCCUCAUCAUGUCCAUGCCCGUCACCAUCAUCUUCAACAAGUUCAUCAAGUACUACCGCCGACAGAAGGCGCGCGAGGUCACCCUGCGCCGGCGGCUGGCCCGGGACGCUCUGCCGAGGGAACUCUUUGAGUCGCACCGCGACGACGACGACGACGAUGACCUUGACCGCGACCUCGGCGACGGCAGGACGGGGAAGGUCCACAGGGUGGUCGUGGGGCUGGUCUCCGCGUCUGCGCUCGGGGUGGGCCUCGGAGUCGGCGCCGACCCGGGCCUCUGCGUGGGGCCACGCGGAUCCUUCGCCUCGGGCUCGCGGGGCCGCGGGGGGCGCAGGCGGCCGUGCCGCACGUGGGCAGCGCUGGCCGAGCGCCUCCUGCCAUCGUCAUCCGGCACCGGCGGCGGGGGGAGGCGGCGGAGUGGCGGGACGCCCGGGGGGACGCCCGGGGGGACGCCCGCGUCCCCGGCUCACGGCCGCGGGGACCUCGAGCUGAGGCCGUUGGGGGACGCCGUGGGCCUCGCGCAGGCACGGGACAUCGGGCCGGGCCGGAAGGUCUACCAGCCGGUGGAGUGAGAGGGCCGUGGGCCGCAGGUCGUGAAUGAGCCCAACGUCUGUGGGAGGCUGCUGCGCUCCCUCCCUACUGCCACCACCGCCACCACCACCACCGCCACCUACACCGCCACCACUACCGCCACCACCACCUACACCGCCAACCACCACCACCCACAAGCACCCACCACCACCCUGCCGAAUUACAGCUACAGCACUCACCUGGCUCAGACACCCCCUUAAGCUCCGGAAUGCCAACAAACCUUCAUGCCAAGCUGCCGCUGCUGCCACUAUCGCUCGUCGGUGGUGGAGCCUCCACCCCAACCUCGACUACCAUAGCCUCAGUAGCUUCGCCAACUUGGUGUCAGAGUCAACCCGUGGAAAAUGACGACGAUGAUGAUGAUGGCAGUGGUGUUUGAUGCAAGGGUUGUGUUUGACCUGCAUCAUUCACCAUGCCGGCUCCAUGGACAGGAGGGGCCCGAGGGGGGCCACAACGAGGAGUUUUGACGUCGUCGUUUACGCCGUUGCCGUUCAACCGUGGCCGGGAAACCACCCGCAGGUCUCUCCCAUCCGUGGGCGCAGAUGCACCGACCGAUGCGCUGCCACUCCUCCGCCGAAUUGCGCUGGUGGUACAAUAAGAAGAGAACUGACGGAAUCGUUGACCUUGCUGAUUAUUAGGCACUCAAACGAAUGUGUGCAUUCUUAAUUUUGGAGCUUUCGUGACUGCAGGAAUUAUUCUUUGGUUUUUUCGGUAAAGUCACGUAUAAAAAUAAAAUAAGAAAUAAAAUUAUUUAAUUUAUUAUUUUAUUUUUAUACGUGACUUUACCGAAAAAACCAAAGAAUGUGUGCAUGUCAAAUCGUUACUCCCGAUCCAUGGGAUUAGGCUCGAUUUCCCAGUCCAUGACACCGUAUAUGGGCAAAGGCUUAUACCCCUUUUGGUUAAUGCCAUGCCCAGCUUCUUCCAUAUUUGCAUAUAUUGGAGGGG